This is a messenger RNA of Fusarium proliferatum ET1, 543 nucleotides long. Its product is annotated as putative phosphatidylglycerol/phosphatidylinositol transfer protein. Gene Ontology annotation, molecular function: sterol binding. The coding region runs from base 1 to 543 and encodes 180 amino acids. Gene Ontology annotation, biological process: intracellular sterol transport. The transcript has 3 exons. Lineage: Eukaryota; Fungi; Ascomycota; Sordariomycetes; Hypocreales; Nectriaceae. The record is from RefSeq and is a predicted model, not a curated record.
AUGAGAUUCUCUACCAUCACCGCAUGUCUGACGGCAUGCCUGGCCCCAGCGGCGGCUUUGAGCGUUCUCAAUGGCAAGGCUCCCGAUGUUACUAUCAGCGACGACCUCAAGAUUCCCGGCGACUCUCCCCUUGAACUGUGCCCUGGAGACCAUACUGCCGACCUGAUCAGGAUUGACAAGGUCGACCUUGCUCCUAACCCCCCCAAAGCCGGCCAGGAACUCUUGAUCAAGGCUAAGGGAAUAGUCAAGCAGAAGAUUGAGCAGGAUGCUUAUGUUCUUCUGACUGUCAAGUAUGGACUUAUUCGCCUUAUUAGCACCAAGGCCGAUCUGUGCGAGCAGAUUGGCAAUGUCGACCUGAAGUGUCCCGUCGAGGCUGGUGAAGUCGAGAUCACCAAGACUGUAGACCUUCCUGCCGAGAUCCCUCCGGGCAAAUAUACUGUUCUAGCCGACGUCUUCACCGCCGAUGAUGUGCAAAUUACCUGUCUCACGGCAACUGUCACUUUCUCUCGUAGCAGCAAGGGCUUUUUCGGCAGCGAUCUGUAA